Messenger RNA from Penicillium riverlandense, 858 nucleotides. RefSeq lists its product as uncharacterized. Gene Ontology annotation, molecular function: triacylglycerol lipase activity; acylglycerone-phosphate reductase (NADP+) activity. Gene Ontology annotation, cellular component: endoplasmic reticulum; lipid droplet. The coding region runs from base 1 to 858 and encodes 285 amino acids. The record is from RefSeq and is a predicted model, not a curated record. The transcript has 5 exons. Gene Ontology annotation, biological process: phosphatidic acid biosynthetic process; triglyceride catabolic process. NCBI's taxonomy places the organism in Eukaryota, Fungi, Ascomycota, Eurotiomycetes, Eurotiales, Aspergillaceae.
AUGCCUGGGGUUACAGAUACUCGCCGAUCGGUGCUCAUCACAGGAUGCUCUCCCGGCGGCAUUGGGAACUCGCUCGCGCGUGAGUUUCAUCGCCGGGGCCUGCGCGUGUUUGCGACCGCCCGGAGUGCUACCACCAUUUCAGACUUGGCCGACGUUGGCAUCGAGACCCUAAGUCUGGUGGUGGAUGACACAGACAGCAUCAAGAGCUGUUUUGCGGACGUAGAGUCCAGGCUUGGAGACAAGGACUACACGGUCCCGGCCAUGGAAGUUGAGUUGGACGAGGUCCGGAAGACCUUUGAGACCAACGUCGUCGCCGUCAUCGCCAUGUGCCAGGCAUUCCUGCCACUCCUGAUCAAGGCCAAAGGCACAAUUGUCCAGAUUGGAUCUGUAGCUGGGAUCAUCCCGUAUGUCUUUGGAUCCGUUUACAACGCCUCCAAGGCCGCAUUGCACUCGUUCAGUGAUACUCUUCGUGUGGAGCUGGCUCCAUUCGGCGUCAAUGUCACCACUAUAGUCACCGGUGGCGUCCAGUCUCGAAUCGCACGUACCGAGCGGACUCUCCGGCCGAAUUCGAUGUACUCUCCCAUCGAGGCCGAGUAUAACCGCCGCGUGACGCACAGUCAGGAUGGCGCCAUGCCUCAUGAGGCCUAUGCUCGCAGCGUGGUCGCGCAGGUGCUGUAUGGAUCGGCGCCGUGGCGCUGGUUGUGGCCGUGGGCGCGUGGGCGCAAGAGUUGGGUCUGGGAGGGCAAUCGCAGCUGGGUGAUCUGGUUCCUUGCUGGAGGCUGGGCGUGGUCCGGGCUUUUUGGUCGGCUUAUGACCAACAUGUUUAAGUUGUACAAGCUUAAGGGCGUGCGCAAAUGA